Cucumis sativus (cucumber) is the source of this 483-nucleotide messenger RNA. RefSeq lists its product as uncharacterized. Bases 17 to 289 code for a protein of 90 amino acids. Lineage: Eukaryota; Viridiplantae; Streptophyta; Magnoliopsida; Cucurbitales; Cucurbitaceae. The record is from RefSeq and is a predicted model, not a curated record. The transcript has a single exon.
CCUUUUAUCACCUUUCAUGCACUUCAAUACUUCUCUCUGCUAUCACUCUUCAAUUACAACUACAAGAAGAAAAAAAACAGAAAUGGUUUGCUUUUGCUUUCUCGUGGAUCAGACUCGUCAGGUACGGCGGAGCAAACCGGCUGCCGGAUUUUGUUCCCGGUGUGGCGGCGGAGCCAGCGUCGCCGACAUGAAGACCGCCACUAGAUUUUGUUUCGUCCCAUUUUAUUGGAGGUCUUGGAGAGCCAUUAUUUGCACUUUCUGUGGAGCUAUUAUCAGAUCCUAUCGCUAACCUUUCCUCUUCUUCUUCUUUUUCUUCUUCUUCUUUAUUUACUUAGAACUUGUCUAAUUUUUCUUGACUUAGGUAAUUAAAUUCCUAAUCCCAUAUUGUAUUGGUCUGGACUUCUCCCAAUCUUUUCACGUUUCUUGUAACACGGUUUCUUGAUUAUAAUUUUAAUGAUGUUCAUAUUCCUUUUGUUUUUCUCC